GCCUGGUGCACUGGCUGGUGGGAGUUCCCGGUCGCAGGCAUGACGACGCUCGUGUGGUGGCUCCUCAGCGUCGUGGGGCGGAGGUGGUGGACUAGAGCGCUCCCAGUGGGGCCUGGGGUCUGCCGAUUCGCCGGCGACGACGUCGAUGACGCAUGGGUGCUGCUGCACUACGUGGCAGAGGGCGGACGGGUCAUCCUGUCCCCACAGGUUGACAUCUACGUGGAGGACAUGAGCUGCGGCAGGGCCGAGACCUGGCCUGCCCGACCCAUCCCGCUGGCGCAGCGGAUGGGCAGGAUGCGGAGGCUGUAUCGCUUCGAGGAGGCGCUGGGGCCUGAGGAUCGGGCCAAGACGCUGGCGCGGGGCCGUCAGGCGGCGCUGGAUGUAGAGGCGGCGUCGCCUGAGCCGAGGGAUGCCGGGGCCGUGAGCGGCCAGCGGGUCUCGUGGCAGGAGGCCGCUGGCAGGCGGCUGGCCGCGGAGCGGAGGGGCCUGCUGUACCUGAGCAUGGCCGUGGCUCGCCUGGCGGGGACGCCGCUGGAGGCUCCUGCUGGGGGUGACGUCUGGGUCGGCCGCAGUGGCGUACCCGACGAUGUGAUCGGGGCGGAGGUCGACGUGGCGAAAACUGGAGGCCUGAGCUUCGAGGGCGGGCCUGAGGCGUUCGGUGUGCUGAGGUCCGCCGACGGUGGCACGGGGCGACUCGGCCGGCUGGGCGCGGGGUCGGACGCUGGGCGCCUGGCAGAGGAUGAGGCUUUCAGGCGUGACCUAGGCAGGAGCCAGGCGCGUGCCAAGGGCCCCGAGCGCCGACGCACUGCGGCCGCGGCGCCGCUCGAGGGUGAGGAGCCCGCCGGGCCCAUACGCGGCACGGCUAUGCCAGAGCUGGCGCAGCCGCUCCUGGCGGAGCCGCAGGGCGAGCAGCGUGACGCCCUCGCCCGCACGCUCUGGGUCUUCUACGACGAGCAGGGCGGACGGGUCAGACGAUGGCGAGACGUGGUAGGCGAGUCGAGGCAGGGGCGCCGCCCAGACGCACGGGUGGGCAAACCGCCUGGGGCUCUCCACGCGCGCGAGCACAUGGUGAGGCACGGUGGCGACCUGCGCCUCGAGCCCGACCUCGCCGUAUGCGUGAGGGGCCGUGGGGAGAAUGACUGGGUGGUGCAAAAGCUGAGGACGAUCGUGGAGGCCUGGUACCAGGGCUUAUCACGUGUCCAGCUGAACAUGAGCGGCCUUAUGAUGGUGGGGGAGAUGACUCACCGCGGGUCCGCCGCGCUGGAGGCCUACGGAGACCUGUCCAAGCCGAGCUGGACGAACGCGGACAUCUUCGCGGACGUGAGCUCGGAGAAGGACGUCUCGGGGUCAGAGCUCAGGGGCUGCAUCCACCAGGGGGCGCAGAAGACGUACGAGGUACGCUACGCGGGGUGCCUGCAAGGGCCGUCGGCGGAGCAGAAGGAGCUGGAGGCGACGCAGCAGGUGCGGGGCGUGGUGGCGUUCGGCCGUGAGAAUCGGAUUGCGGCGGAGGUCAACGGUAUCGUCGAUGCCGUUAACUGGAUGUCGGGGUACGACUCGCUUCCUGGCCCAGCCAAUGACAUGCAGCGGGAUGUACUUGCGCGCUUCGAGGGCCUCGUUCGGGGCCGGCAGCCGGACGCCGAGUUGCAGGAUCCGCAGGCGGCCCUCCGGGAGCUGCUGCGGGGCCGCUCGCCAUGCGACGGGCGCAGUGGCCCGACGACGGUCGCCUCCUACAGUGCAGGGCUCGUCAGCAUGCCGAUGGACGUGAGCGACUGCCCGCGUCUAGAGGACCUCUUGCCUGGCGAGGCCCUUACUUUCCUGCAGGAGCGCCAUGAGCGCAUGUUGCGAGAAUCACCCUUGCCGACUGACGUCGAGCCAUACUUCGACUCGGUCCUGAAGUUCAACCACAAGGAGUACCGCGGCCUGGUGCGCCGGCUGCUGUCGGCUGGCAUUCUGGGAUGGACUCUAACACCGAAAGGGAGAAUUGGGAUGUUUUUCGUGUGGAAGGAUGGGCGGCGCCGACUUCGCCUCAUAGUCGACGCCCGCCGUGCGAACGCCCACUUCAAGGACCCUCCUGGGGUGGAGCUUUUGAGCAGCGAGGGCCUUGCCAUAAUCGAGGUGCACGUUCCAGGCGCGGGCUUCUCGAACUACGAGGACCUCCGCGCCGCGCUGGAGGCGCAGCAGGUGUACAUCGGCAUGGCGGACGUGAAGGACUGCUUUCAUCGGAUGCGUAUUGAUUCGGCCCUCUCGCAAUACUUCUGCCUGCCGCCGGUCAAGGCUGGGGCUUUCGGCGUGACCGAGGUCGAGGGGGCCAAGGUGCGUGCGUCGACGGCCAUCUACCCUUGCUGGCAGGUGCUACCCAUGGGCUUCAGCUGGUCCCUCUACUUCGCCCAGCGGGCCAACGAGGAGGUGAGCCGCCGCAGCAGCGCGCUCCUUCGGGGGCCCGGUCUUUCAGACCAUGGGCCACCGCUCGUGUUCGCGCCGGGCAGAGCGUCCCAGGAAGUCAGGCACUACGUGUACGUUGAUAACUUGGGGGUCUUCUCGCUUUUCUCUGAACUCGUGAGCGGCGUGAUGAACCAGCUGACAGGCGAGUUCACCAAGCUGAGCCUACUGCUGCACAAAGACGAGCUGGUGCUGGACAAGACAGUAGCGCUGGGCACGGAGAUCGACGGGGGCCAAUUGCGCACUCGUGUGACCAGUGAUCGGUUCUGGCGCUGCCGCCAGGCCGUGCGAGGCCUCCUAGCCCGCCGCCGUGUCAAGGGGUGGGCCGUGGAAGCAGUGCUGGGCCGCCUAACCUUUUGUGGCCUCUGCUCGCGCGGCACCUUGUCAGCCUUCAAUUCAGUCUACGGCUUCGUGCGAGCCCACUGCGACGAGGCGGCCGUGCUAUGGACUGAGGCGCGGCAGGAGCUGGCGGCCUUCAGCUCUUUGAUGUACUUCCUGGAAUCAGAUUGGUGGCUACCUUGGAAUCCCUUGGUGCAGCAGUCAGAUGCCAGUCUUCACGGCUACGGACUGGCAAGGGCCUUUUGGCCGCGGGAGCUGGUGGAGUCAGUCGGGCGCGUGCCUGAGCGAGCCCGCUUCCGCCGGCGCUGCGCGCACAGUGCCCGCGAGGCUGCGCUCUGUGCAGCUGGUUUCAGCAUGAGCGAGAGUGGAAAAUGGGAACUCAAGGGCCUUCCUGAAGAUGAGGAGGAGCUGGGCCAGUGGGUCGUUGUGAGGGACUUCCCGGAGGUACCCGCCCGGGGGCUCCGCGCAGGUCUGUGGGGGCCCUGCUUCGCAAGAGCCUGGCAGCACCCUGAGGGCAUCCUGACCUUAGAGGCCCGAGCCCUGUCCACCCUUCUGGCUGAGCUGUUGGAGCUCGAGGGCUCCCAGGCGGGCUCAGAGCGGGUUCCCGCCUGGCCCGCGCCUGAGCGGGUAGCCGGUGGCGCCGCGGCCCGCGAUGCUGCCUGUGUGCCCGCGGGCGCCAGACGGGCGUGGCCGCUGCCUCGGCCCCCUGCAGACCAGACAAGGCGCGAGGCCAAGGGCAGGACGCCGGCGCACACGGCGGCUGGCGCCGUCUCGCCUGAGGCCUGGCCCGGGGCCGUCUGCCCAGGGUCAGGGGGCGGGAUGCCCGCGGCAGCUUGCCCCUUUGCCGCCAGUCGCGCCGCGGCCCACCAGCUGUGCGAGUCGGAGCUCCUGAAGACAGCGGUGCAGGGCCGUCCCCUGCCGCGGAGCUUGGGGCAGAUGGCGGAGGACCUGAAGGAGGUGCCUGUGCCAGUGGAGCCCGCUCAGGGAGCGCGAGAGAGCGACGGCUCCUCCGACAGCGGGAGCUCCGGGCCCGAGGUCGAGACCGGCGCCGCGCGGCAGCACAGGCUCGCGCAGUCGCACGAGCGCCUUGCCCGCCACUACGGGAUGACCACUGGCAAAAAGGGGUCCCCUUACCUGGAGAGGGAGGCCGUGUGGAUCCCGUCGCUGCGCGAGUACCAGAGGGCUGCGACCGUUGGCGAGGUCGCGGAGAGCAGGGGCGAUUCCAUGGUGACCUCGGCGUUGGUGAGCCAGCUGACCGGACUGCACCAGACUGGGACUCGCCCCUCCUGGGCCGAGAGGCUGAUGGUCGGCGUCCUGCACUUCGGCCCCGACUUGUCGAGCUACGGUGCCUGGCGCCUCCCCCCGGGCUGGAGUUUCUGGACCCUGAGGCUCUCCCCGGAGGAGGAAGGCCCGUGGGAGAGAGCGGGCCUGGUGAAGGUGCCGCUAGAGUCAGACUCGCCCUGGAUGCGCUUCUUAGGCCCUGUGCUGCGUCAGAUGAAGAAGGAAAAGCACCCCGAGUACCCGUGGAACUUCACGUGCACAGAGUACCGCAGGAGGUUCAGCCUACGUCUCCAAGACCUGCCAGCAAGAGCCGAGUUGGUGCCGUAUCAGGUGCAGACACGCGGGCAGUGGAGAGCCAAGCGCAGCGUCGUCCGCUACGAGAAGCACGCGCGCCUGGCAGCCACGUGGUCAACUCGGAGCCGCACGUUGCAAAACGUGUUCCUGGUCUGCGGGGUUCAGCUCGCGGACAUGAUUUCGGAUCGCGCCUCGCCGCUCGGCUUGCGGGAGCUCGACCGCGUCUGA
Molecule: messenger RNA, 4581 nt
Organism: Prorocentrum cordatum
Lineage: Eukaryota; Dinophyceae; Prorocentrales; Prorocentraceae
Source: the annotation of a GenBank genome assembly